CUCCGCGUCCGCCCGGCGGGGGCGGGGGCGCUGUGCUCCUACGUGACUCGGUGGGAACAGGCCCUGGCCCGGCGCCCGCGGGCGGUGCGUGCGCGGUUUGUUUACGUCCGAGGGCAGGCGGGCGGGCGUGUGUUCCCUGGCAGGCGGCCUGGGUAUCCUGCCCGGUGCGUGCGUGCGCUGUGUACCUCGGGGGGCGUGUGUGCGUCUGUUGUGCUUGUGUGUGCGUGUCCGCGCGCGCGCUCCCUGGGGCCUGUACACCAGCAGUGUGUACCUCAGAGAGGGCGUGCCCUGGGCCGGCCACCGGAGUAAACGCGGAACAAGGACCCGAGCGAAGGAAGAGGACCCGUGCGUCUUCGCACGGGGUCUGGGAAUGCUGGCCCGGGCCGCCCCAGUCCUAUACCCAGGGCUGUCCGUCCCCCGCUCUCCCCGGAGUUUCCCAGGGCCUCCGCCACGUGACCCCAGUGUUUGUCUCCCGCCCCGAGCCGGCGCCCGCAGCCACAGGGUGGGGCCAAGGUAUCAAAGACCCCACCCAGCUGAGCUAGGAGUGAGGGGUGUGAGCCACACCCGCCGGGCACCCCGGUGAAUCUGGUAACAAAGUGAGUUGGAGCCCAGGUUCUUGUCCCCAGAUUUUGGGGCUUCCUGGGGGAAGAACCAAGGGACUCUCGUUCGUCCCCAGGGUUGCCCAUCCCCUCAGUCCCAUGAGAACAGGAAGGGCCAGAAAACCUUGACUGCAAAGGUGCGGGGCAGGGAGAGGACCACAGGUUUUCUAGCUAGUCCAGGUUCUGGAGGCUGUACCUGCUAGGUCGUGGAGGAUGGGGCGGAGCCGGUUUCCGCCCUCCUGGUAGUUUCAGUUCACAAGUGGGACUAGUGAGACUAGACUGACCUACAGCUGGACGCCGGAAGGUAGCUGAGGCUCUGAACCAGCCGACAGACCCCGAGUCCUCACCCUGGGCCAGGCAGGGUCAGCAGGCAGUGGGGAUAGGCCUCUGACUGCACGAAGGAUUAAUGAGUGAGGGGUGGGGCCUGACCUAGCCGCCACCCACCCACUCACCCAAUAGCCCUGCAGAAAGCACCUGUUUGUCGUAGCUGCCUGCAGGAUGGGCUGGGGGCUAGAGAUUCCUUGGUCUUAAUCCACCUUCCCCCUCCACCCACCCACGGGCUAUGGAAUCCUGGGAGGGGGGCAAUUGAACUUGCUAGGGUGAGGAACCAAUGAUCCUUUGACUUUGGAUCUUUGAACCCUGGGUGAGCUCUGCUACAGCAGCCAGGACCCUCAGUGUUCCCAUCUACCGCUGGAACUAGGUAACAGCCAGGAUGGCAGGAUGGUGGGUAGAAGGGGGAAGCUCUGGAAGUCUCUGCAGACAGCGUAUUUUCCAGGCGAAUUGUGGAAGAGAAAGCAAAGCUGACAGCCCCAUGCCAGGAGCUGGGGGUACCCAAGAGUAGGUGGGGUUUGAGUCAGGGGGGUUGGGGCCAGGAGCACAGGAACAAGACAGGCCCACCCUCAAAGCUGGGCAGGAAACAUUCCAAAGUAGGGCCUGGGGUCAGGGGAUGAGGGGAAGUGGCUGGUUGACUCAGUCCCAGAUGGAAAGUUAGCAUUGAGAGGUUUAACUUCCCAUUGAAUCACCCCUGGGCCCUGCAUUGCCAUUGGGCCCUUGUCCUGGACCAGAUGCCAGGGAUGAGAUGAACAGACCAGAUCCAGAGACUGCCCUCUGGGAGCUUACAGCUCAGCAGCAGACACAAAGUUGAAAAAAGAUCCACAAAAGUAAAUGCAAAACACAGCUGAGAUGGGUGAUGUGAGGGAGAAGUCACUGUGGUUUGAAGGUACAUAACAGUGCUCUGACUUAGCCAGGGCAAUCAAGGAAGGCUUCCCUGGGGAAGUGACUAGUGUGCUGAGUCUGACAGAGUGGUGGUUGUCUGUGAAGCCCUUGAAGGCAGGAGCUGUGAUUCACUUCAGGGUCUCCAGGGCCCAGCACAGAGCCUGGAACAUAGUAGGUGCUUCUUGGAUGUUUGCUGAUUGAAUGAAUGAGCCCUGGAUCCCUGUCCUCGAAGAGCUCCACAACACAUGGAGAAAAAGGCCUGGGAACCCCAGAGAAACAGGAAGCCAGGGCAGGGGCUGGAGGAAUCUUGAAGCAGUCUUCCAAAAGGGAGCAGAUCCUUCAGGACUCAGGCAACUUCCUCCCUCACACACACAGGCAUGCACUGCCCGCUUGUCCCUUUGGGAAACAUUCAGGGGUAGUAGAAUUUGCUGUCUGUUCAUUCAUUUGUUAGCAUAUGAUCCUGGGAGAGAGUGGACAGGAAUAUGGUUGAGGCCUGAGGACCCUACUGUGUUGGCUUGCGGGGAGGCUGGCAUUGCAGGGUUUUGAAAUGGGCCAAGCACGGACAGGCUCGUGGGUUUGUGUCAGUAGUGAUUCCUCUGACAGCUCUUGGGGGAGGAUCAAUGAUGGGGAUUGGAGACGGAGGGUAAGGCAAGAGGCUGGUGAGCAGGCGGCUGUGGUCAUGGUCCAGAUGAAAGAGGAAGUGGUCUGUGGCUGGCCAGGUGGAGAAGAGGGCUAGUCUGAUAGUCUGAUAUGCGUCUCAUGCCCCCACCUCCAGGAAGCCUUCACCGCUUUCCUUUCCCUACCUCCAUUCUGCUGGUGGUCUUGGAGCUCUGGGCCAGAAUCUGAAACUCUAAACUGGAGACAGUCAUUGUUGAAAGGUUAGGCUCAGAGGAGGUUUGGCGUAUUGGGAAAACCGAGGCCCAGAGAGAGGGAGUGCCAUACCUGAAGCCACACAGCGAGUGUGAGAGGGUGCCUGAACUGGGGCUGGAACCCCAGGCUGUUGCUUCUCUGUGGUGCUUGGUUCUUCUAGCCUUGCUCCCCUUCCAGCAGGGAGGAGGCUCCAGCAGUGCUGGCUGCCAAGAGCUACGAAAACACAUUUUUUCCCUCUGUCCUCACAGAGCGAGCAGAAUGGCUCAGCAGCCAGAAAGGAGCCCAUGCCAGCGGGUGGGCCUUCUACAGGACGUCUCUGGAGUGGACUGGUGGGGCCAGGGAGGGGGACGUUGGAGGGUUGUGGCUGCUGACUGGACAAGGCAGUUCUCAGUCCCUCAAGAGUCACCUCUCUCCUUAUGCCUCCAGAAGACGUCAUGAACCUGCAGACCCUGGAGAUCAGCUCUGCUGGCUUCCAAGGGAAGAAGCCAGGGAGAGGUGGUGGUGGCCGGCAUAGAAGAGAGAGGACCCCUGGGUUCCAGUCCGCCACUGCUACCAAACAGUGGCUUGGUUGCCUCAGGUCUGCAGCCCAGAGGGCACCUUCUGCAAACAUGUCUGUGGAUCCCCUAUCCAGCAAAGCUCUAAAGAUCAAGCGAGAGCUGAGCGAGAACACGCCUCACCUGUCGGACGAGGCGCUGAUGGGGCUGUCGGUGCGCGAGCUGAACCGGCACCUGCGCGGGCUCUCCGCCGAGGAGGUGACACGGCUUAAGCAGCGGCGCCGCACACUCAAAAACCGUGGCUACGCCGCCAGCUGCCGCGUGAAGCGCGUGUGCCAGAAGGAGGAGCUGCAGAAGCAGAAGUCGGAGCUGGAGCGAGAGGUGGACAAGCUGGCGCGCGAGAACGCCGCCAUGCGCCUGGAGCUCGACGCCCUGCGCGGCAAGUGCGAGGCGCUGCAGGGCUUCGCGCGCUCCGUGGCCGCCGCCCGCGGGCCCGCCACGCUCGUGGCGCCGGCGAGCGUCAUCACCAUCGUCAAGUCCACCCCGGGCUCGGGGUCUGGCCCCGCCCCCGGCCCGGGCCCCGCCCACGGCCCGGCCUCCUGCUCCUAGUGCCCGCCCCCGCCAUGCCUCAGCCACGCCCCUCCGGCCCCAGCUCCCUCCCCAAAGUGCCUGAGCACCGCCUCUGUGCCCAGGUCCCAUUUCUCUGCAGCACUGGCCCCUUGGUGCACACACAUUCCCUCCGUGGGCCCUGUCUUCCUCUUGCAGCCCCCAAAACUGGGACCGAAUGACCCUGGGAAGGGGAACUUUGGUAGGUUGGGGACGGGGCAGAGGUCUGGAUCUGGGAUCGCCCUUGGCUGAAAGUUUAGCCUUUUUAGAUUGAGAGAUAUAGAGCCGGCUUAGAGAACAGCUGUUGGGGGAGAAGAGGGCACCCCUCAUCUUGGAAACUGCUCUGAUUGUGCCAAUAUGCCCUCCAAACCCUUCCAGGAUUCAGAGCUAGGUUUGGCUGUCUGACUUACAGGGCCGUCCUGCUGAGAAAUUGCACUGAAGAGAUGCCCCCGCCUCUGGUUGGGCCUGGGGGUGCCUGGCCUUCCGAAACUAAAAGAGUGGGUGGGAAGACUAGUGAAACCCAGUUCACAGAUGGGGAAACAGGCCUGAGGUCACAUUUCACUUAGUGGUUGUGUUGGGACCAAAACCUGGGUUUCCUCACUGCUGCCCUAAGAUUCCAGCCAUGGUUUUCAGGGGGACAGUGGACAGGGACUCAGAAACGUGGUGGGAGGGCCUCCCUGGCCUGGGAGACCGCUCUCUGCAAGGGAGGGGGAGAGAAGCAGAGGGAGAGAGAAGGUGACAUGGAUGGAAGAGUGGGAAGGAGCUGGCGUGGCUCAGCCCUAGGCUGUCCCCGCAGCCAGGGUGUCCGGGGGCUGGCCAGUCAGAGAAAGGGGGCCAUGGACUGCUGUGGCAAAUAGGGAGACAAGGAGACAGACCCUGCAGUCCUACUACAGUCUGGAGUGGGGUCUUAAGAAGAAGGGUCCCACCUCAACCCCUGUCAGUGUCCACUGUGGGGUGGGGGCUGACCCCUGCCUUUGAUUGUCAUUCUCCUGGGAAGCCCAGCCUCAGUCCCUCCCCCAACACUGUCCACACUGCCCCUCCCCACUGUUUAUUUAUUGCACGGAUCUAAGUUAUUCUCCCCAGCCAGAGCCCAAGCUCCUGCUCCCUGGGAAAAGUGGCGUAUGGCCCUGAGCUGGACUUUAUAUUUUAUAUCUGCAAAUAAAUCACAUUUUAUCUUAUAUUUAGGGAAAGCCGGAGAGCAACAACAAAAAAUGUUUAAGCCGGGCGCGGUGGCUCACAUCUGUAAUCCCAGCACUUUGGGAGGCCAAGGAGGGGGAUCGCUUGAGUCCAGGAGUUUGAGACCAGCCUGGACAACAUGGUGAAACCCCGUCUCUACAAAAAAUACAAAAAUUAGCCAUGCGUGGUGGCUCAUGCCUGUAGUCCCAGCUACUUGGGAGGCUGAGGCAGGAGGAUCACUUAAGUCCAGAAGGCAGAGGUUGUAGUGAGCUGAGAUCGCACAACUACACUCCAGCCUGGGCAACACAGCAAAAUCCUGUCUCAAAAAAAAAGUUAAAAAAUACUGCCCGGCUCCUAGAAUUUAUUUAUUUCCUGACUUACAGCAAGCGAGUUAUCGCCUUCUGUAUUUUGUAGACUUUCUAAAUAAAGUCAAAUUCUUUUUCCACAGAGAA
This is a messenger RNA of Symphalangus syndactylus (siamang), 5412 nucleotides long. RefSeq names its product MAF bZIP transcription factor F (gene MAFF). NCBI's taxonomy places the organism in Eukaryota, Metazoa, Chordata, Mammalia, Primates, Hylobatidae. Gene Ontology annotation, molecular function: DNA-binding transcription factor activity, RNA polymerase II-specific; RNA polymerase II cis-regulatory region sequence-specific DNA binding. The record is from RefSeq and is a predicted model, not a curated record. Gene Ontology annotation, cellular component: nucleus. Gene Ontology annotation, biological process: regulation of epidermal cell differentiation; regulation of transcription by RNA polymerase II.